This is a messenger RNA of Pseudozyma flocculosa PF-1, 3222 nucleotides long. RefSeq lists its product as uncharacterized. The coding region runs from base 1 to 3222 and encodes 1073 amino acids. The transcript is spliced from 4 exons. The record is from RefSeq and is a predicted model, not a curated record. Gene Ontology annotation, biological process: microtubule-based movement. Gene Ontology annotation, molecular function: microtubule motor activity; microtubule binding; ATP binding. Lineage: Eukaryota; Fungi; Basidiomycota; Ustilaginomycetes; Ustilaginales; Ustilaginaceae.
AUGGCAUCCCUCGCCUCAUACCCUCACGACGUGGCUGCAAGCCCGUGCUCUCCGCAAUCCUACUCUACCUUGUCUCCCGCCAGCCGUCUUCGCGCCGCCGCAGCAGCAGGGGCGAGGGCCAACCCGGAAGAGAAGCCGCUGCCGGGCAACACGUCGCUCAACCACAACUACCGCUCGCCCUCGCGAUCGCCCUCGACCAGGAUCCUGGCCGGCAGCCCCGGUACGCCCACCCGCCGCGCGGCUACGCGGAUCAGGGAGGCCGUCAGCCUCGAAGAUCUCCGAGAGGACGAACAGCGUGCUCCCUCGUCUCGGCCCAGCGCUUCCGCCCCACGACCCCUGUUUAUGCCGACACCCCGUCGAGGUGCGACCAAGCCGACGCCCUACCCUUCCCUCGCACACAUCCCCGAGCCCAGCCUGGCGCCUCCCCUCGCAGAUCUAAGUGCCGGCCAGACCAGCAUGGAGCGCUACACCCACUCUCCUACCAAGCCGUUCGCCUCGAGCCAGGCCGCUAACGCCGAGCAAGCGCAGGCGCCGCCGGGCGAAGGCUUCAGCCCAGCCAAGAGAUCGCUCCGCUCGUCUGCCUCGGCCGCCAGGCCAACCAGAGAUGCAGGCCUCGAGAAUGCCCCGCAACGGACGCUCCGCUCGACGGCCAGCAGGGCGCACAUGGCAGCGGCGUCGACGGCGAUGACCUCGCUUGCCCCUGGCACGCCCGCUUCGCACGCAUCGAUGCGGGCCAGCACGGUCGCGGCCUCGUCUUUUGAGCGCGCCGAGGAUCUGCAAAGCGGACGAGCAUCGCCCGAACGGCAAAGCAGCUCAGUCAGCAAGCCUAGGGCCAAGGUGACUGAAGGCGUCGGAUCGAGGCUGCGCUCGGUCAACAAGCCAAGCAACCAGCGGUCCACGAUCGCCUCGUCGACGGCCUCUCCCGAGAAGCGCGGCCUCGGGAUCAGCAUGGGGCUAGUCGGCUCGCAGCAUCCAGAGAGGCACCGUGCAAGGGACGGGCCGCUAUCGCCGGCGAGCUUCGACCUCGACGAGGAGCUCGCAGAUAGCUCGUUCGUGUACGCCGAUCCAGAGGAUCCCGACGGCGAAUCGCUGGGCCUGUCCAACAACCCUCGGGAUGGCAGCGCCGACGAGAGGCACGAGAGCGUCAUGGUCCACGUCCGCCUGCGACCACCGAAGCCCGGCGAAAAGUGCGCGUGGAUCCCCAGCUCGGUCAACGGUUCUCUGUCGCUGGAGCCGACGCUGGCCUCGCAGCGGGUGCAGCAGGGCGCGGCGGGCCCUUUCAGCUUCGACGGCCUGCUGACCGGCAGCGCCAAUCGGCCCGUCUACAUCUCGGUGGCGCGGCCGCUGGUCCGCUCCGCGCUCGAUGGCUACGAUGCCGUCGUUUUCGCCUAUGGCCAGACGGCGAGCGGCAAGACGUUCACGCUGAGCGGCGACGAGCGCGGCGAGGAGCAGGGCAUCAUCCCGCGCGCCGUGCGCGACAUCUUCCGCGGCAUCCGGCAGAGCUCGGCGCGGCGCGAGUAUCUGCUGCGGGCGAGCUACCUCGAGAUCUGGAACGAAAACGUCAAGGACCUGCUCGAGCCGACCAACGUGCCGCAGGUGCGCGACGACCGGCGCAAGGGGGGCAAGGGCACGUUCGUCCACCCGCUGCGCGAGGAGAUUGUCACGUCGCCCGGCCAGGUGCGCGAGCUGCUGGCGCGCGGCCAGGCCAACCGCCACGUCGGCGCCACCGACUGGAACGAGCGUUCCAGCCGCUCGCACACCUGCUUCAAGGUGACGAUCGAGAGCUGGGAGCGCGGUCCGGACUCGGCCGGUAGCGUCUUUGGCGAUAGCGGCGGCGGCGGUGGCGGCGAUGACAGCGCCUACCUGACGAUGCCGGCCGCCGACGCGUCAUCGAGGCUCGGGAGAAAGGUGCGCGUGAGCGAGCUGUGCCUGAUCGACCUGGCGGGCUCCGAAAAGUACGUCUCGCAGGGCUCGGAUCGCCGCGCCGAGGGGGCGCACAUCAACAAGAGCCUCCUGACCCUGGGCAAGGUCAUCUUUGCGCUGUCGGAGAAGACGGCGCGGGCCAACGCCAGCAGCGCCCACGUCCCCUACCGCGACUCGAAGCUAACGCGGAUCCUGCAAAACAGCCUCAGCGGCAACGCGCGGGUGGCGGUGGUGUGCACCAUCAACCCGAGCCCGUCGGCGGUCGACGAGAGCCUCAGCACGCUCAACUUUGCCAAGCGGGUCAAGAAGGUCAGCCUCCACGCGCGGCGCAACGAGAUCGAGGGCGACGCGGCCGGGCUCGGCGGCGCCGAGGCGCAGGCGCUCAUCAUGCGCUACCGCGACGAGGCCAUGGCGCUGCGCAAAAAGGUCGCCGAGCUGCAGAGCGGUGCGGCCACGCCGCGGAUCGACGACGACCGGAUGCGCCAGCUUCUGGACCGCCUCGACGCCAUCGGCGGCCUAGUCGUCCGGGGUGGGGCGUCGACGGCGAAGACGACGGCAGUGACGGCGGAGAAGCUCUACAACGCCAACACGAGGAUCGCGAGCCUGCAGCGCAAGCUUGCCUCGCGGCCGUCGCUGCCGGCGUCGUGCACCAGCGAGGCGGACAAGGACGCGCUCAUCGGGCAGCUGCAGCAACAGAUCCGCGAGCUCGAGAUGGUGUGCGAGGCCCAGGCCGCCGAUGCGCCGCCCAAGAUCCGCGAAGACGUCGAGCGCGAGUGGCGCGACCGCACCGAUGCGCUCGAGGAGCGGCUGCGCGAGCGCGAACGCUUCGUCGAGGAGAUGAGCAAGGAGCUCGAGCGGCUGAGGCGAGCCAACAAGCAGCUCAUCCGACUGGCGCACAACGAGACGGCGGCCAUGGUCGCUCAGCUGCAGUCGCCGCACGCCCAGCCGGCGUCGCGCUCCAAGCUCCAUCCUCCUCUGAACCAGCACCAGCACCAGCACCAGCGUCACCACCAGCAGCGCCUGGGCCAGGCCCGGCCCGUGUCGGUGCUGGGGGCGACCGAGAUGGAGGCGUGGCGGGAAGCGUACGCCGCGUCGAUGCCGAUGGCCGCGUCUUCUGCGACGGCGAGCCCGGCCAUGACGAGCGACUCGCGCUGCGCCACGCCCACGGCCGCCACACCGGGACCCAACCGGUACCUGCGAGCGCCCAACCGGUUCCGACCGCGGAGGUCGAUCAGCCACGACGGCGGCCUGCUGCAUGCGGGCCUCCAGAGCGUCGAGCGCGAGCUUGGUCGCAUCUAA